UCCGCGGAAGGCGUCGCGCACCGAGUCCACCAACCAACCACCCGUUGGAGUAUACGGGCGCGUCCUUCCUCGCCGUCCCCAAGCUCUCGCCUCCGGUUUCAAUUCCCAUCCCACUCCUCCCAAACUCGAAAACCCAUCACCACUUCUCUUUUCUCGCCGCCGUCUCUCUCAGAUCAGAUCAAAGCGGAUUCGCACGAUCUCGCGGGGUCUGGUACAAACCUCCAUUCGGCGAAUCGAACUGCCUGGGGUUCUCGAGGCGAAGCUUCUGCGUCCGUUUCAGCCAUGAUGUCGCGGUCGUAUACCAACCUGCUCGAUCUCGCCGAGGGAAACUUCGCCGCGCUGGGCCCGGCCGGCGGCGGGGGGCGGCGGAGGUCGUUCGGCAUGAAGAGGAUGUCGCGGGUGAUGACGGUGCCGGGGACGCUGUCGGAGCUCGACGGGGAGGACGAUUCGGAGCCCGGGGCGACCAACAGCGUCGCCUCCGACGUGCCCUCGUCGGUGUCGGGCGAGCGCCUCAUCGUGGUCUCCAACCAGCUUCCCAUCGUCGCGCGCCGCCGCCCCGACGGCCGCGGCUGGUCCUUCUCCUGGGACGACGACUCGCUGCUCCUCCAGCUCCGCGAUGGCAUUCCGGACGAGAUGGAGGUGCUCUUCGUCGGUGGCGUUCGCGCCGAUGUCCCCGUCACCGAACAGGACGAGGUCUCACAGGCGCUGCUCGACCGAUUCCACUGCGCGGCGGUGUUCCUCCCCGAGUCCCUCCACGACCGGUUCUACCAUCGCUUCUGCAAGCGCCACCUCUGGCCUCUGUUCCACUACAUGCUCCCCUUCUCCUCCGCAUCCCAAACAUCCUCCUCCUCCUCCUCAUCAUCAUCGGCAUCUUCGCCCGGCAGCGGCCGCUUCGACCGUGGCUCGUGGGAGGCAUACGUGCUCGCGAACAAGUUCUUCUUUGAGAAGAUCGUCGAGGUCAUCAACCCGGAGGACGACUAUGUUUGGGUCCAUGACUACCACCUCAUGGCGCUUCCCACCUUCCUCCGCCGCCGCUUCAACCGCCUGCGCAUAGGGUUCUUCCUGCACAGUCCCUUCCCCUCGUCGGAGAUCUACCGCACCCUACCUGUCCGCGAGGAGAUCUUAAAGGCGCUGCUCAAUUGUGAUCUCAUUGGGUUCCACACUUUCGAUUACGCCAGGCAUUUCCUCUCCUGCUGUAGUAGGAUGCUCGGAAUUGAAUACCAGUCAAAGCGUGGGUACAUUGGGUUGGAGUACUUUGGCCGCACUGUUGGGAUUAAAAUCAUGCCAGUAGGAGUUCAUAUGGAUCAGUUGCAGUCGGUACUGUGCUUGCCCGACCGGCAGUGGAGGGUUUCCGAGCUGCAGCAGCAGUUUGAGGGGAAGACUGUGUUGCUCGGCGUGGAUGAUAUGGAUAUCUUUAAAGGGAUCAAUCUGAAGCUUCUUGCCUUUGAAAAUAUGCUGAGGACGCAUCCCAAGUGGCAGGGACGAGCAGUGUUGGUUCAGAUUGCAAAACCAGUCCGUGGCAAGGGUAAGGAUCUAGAAGACAUCAAGGCUGAGAUUUGUGAGAGCUGCAAGAGGAUUAAUGGGGAGUUUGGCCAGCCAGGAUACAGCCCUGUUCUGCUCGUAGACAAAGAUGUGUCUAGUGUGGAGAAGAGUGCCUACUAUACGAUAGCAGAAUGUGUGGUGGUGACUGCGGUAAGAGAUGGCAUGAACUUGACACCAUACGAAUACAUCGUUUCUAGGCAGGGAAUACCUAGGGGUGAGUCCUCAUCGGAGGUGAGUGGACCGAAGAAGAGCAUGCUGGUGGUGUCAGAGUUCAUUGGGUGCUCACCGUCUUUGAGUGGUGCUAUUCGGGUCAACCCAUGGAAUGUAGAGGCAACUGCAGAGGCGAUGAAUGAGGCCAUUUCAAUGUCAGAGCAAGAGAAGCAGCUGAGGCACGAGAAGCAUUACCGUUAUGUCAGCACCCAUGAUGUCGCUUAUUGGUCGAAGAGCUUCAUCCAGGACUUGGAGAGGGCUUGCAAGGAUCAUUUUAGAAGGACAUGCUGGGGCAUUGGAUUGGGAUUUGGUUUCAGGGUGGUGGCCUUAGACCCUAAUUUCACAAAGCUUAACAUGGAUUCGAUUGUUAUGUCAUAUGAGAGGUCAGAGAGCAGGACAAUAUUGCUUGACUAUGAUGGAACAUUGGUGCCCCAGACUUCCAUUAACAAGACACCUAGUGCAGAAGUUUUGGGGAUCAUCAAUACCCUCUGCUCAGAUAAGAGGAACACAGUUUUUCUUGUCAGCGGGAGAGGCAGGGAUAAAUUGGGAGAAUGGUUUUCCUCUUGUCCAAAGCUGGGUAUCGCAGCAGAACAUGGUUACUUCUUAAGGUGGUCUAGAGAUGAAGAGUGGCAAACGUGCACCCAGGCUUUGGAUUUUGGAUGGAUGGAAAUGGCAGAACCAGUUAUGAAUUUGUAUACAGAAGCAACUGAUGGAUCCUACAUUGAAACCAAGGAAAGUGCUUUGGUGUGGCACCAUCAGGAUGCUGAUUCUGGGUUUGGAUCCUCACAGGCAAAAGAGAUGCUUGAUCACCUGGAGAGUGUGCUCGCAAAUGAACCAGUCUCUGUCAAGAGUGGCCAGUUUAUUGUUGAAGUCAAACCACAGGGAGUAAGCAAGGGAGUAAUAGCUGAGAAGAUACUGGCAUCAAUGAAGGAGAGAGGGAGGCAGGCUGACUUUGUAUUAUGCAUUGGUGAUGAUAGGUCGGAUGAGGACAUGUUUGAAAACAUUGCCGAUAUCAUCAAAAGGGGUAUGGUUGCUCCAAAAACACCAUUGUUUGCAUGCACUGUAGGACAAAAGCCAAGCAAAGCCAAAUUCUACUUGGAUGAUACAUUUGAAGUGGCCACCAUGCUGAGCGCACUGGCGGAUGCUACAGACCCCGAGCCCGUGACUGGGUUGGCCGAAGAGUUGGCUGUGUCUGUCUCCUCAAUUGAUAUCAGUGGUGAACAAAAACAGUCAAGUGAUAGACCUUUCGAGGGGUUGUAGUUCAGGGCUUGGUUAAAUCUGCAGAUUUAUGACGAUUGAUUCAACUGUCUCUUCUACACAUAUUCUGAAGGAUAUGAAGUUGGGUACUCAAGAAAUGACUAACACCUAGGGCCUGCAAUGUGAAGCUACUGCAGCAAACAUUACAACCUUUUGCUACAAAAUGUAGGUCCAUAUGUCCAUAGCUGACUCGUCACCUAUCUUUGCACAUUUCUCUUGAACCUUUUUCCUUCUCAAGUAAAGCUUCGGAGAAGGCAAGUGAACUGUAUGGCUGGGGUAAUGGGGAAUUGGGAUUAUAGGAUUGGCAAUGCACAUGGGAAAGGAGUGCAUCCGCAGCUUGUGAUCCCAUGUUAACAGGUUACACAGUGGUUUCGUUUUUGAAUUCUGAAGUCGUGGUAAUGUGAAUGGUGAGAUUUGGUUCGUUGAUUUUUUGA
Messenger RNA from Brachypodium distachyon (stiff brome), 3443 nucleotides. RefSeq names its product probable alpha,alpha-trehalose-phosphate synthase [UDP-forming] 7. Gene Ontology annotation, molecular function: catalytic activity. Gene Ontology annotation, cellular component: cytosol. Bases 283 to 3012 code for a protein of 909 amino acids. The transcript is spliced from 3 exons. The record is from RefSeq and is a predicted model, not a curated record. NCBI's taxonomy places the organism in Eukaryota, Viridiplantae, Streptophyta, Magnoliopsida, Poales, Poaceae. Gene Ontology annotation, biological process: trehalose biosynthetic process.